ACGCGCGGAGGGGCCGUCUUUACUCCCGCUGGAGCCCACGUGUCAUUCCAGCGCCGAGAGCGCGCUGAAGCCGAGGCAGGAUCAUGCCCAAGAAAGGAGGAAGAUCGGCUGGAACAAAGAAGGCACAACAUUUACCAAGCAAACAAGCAAAAGUGGAAGCAGCCUGCCCUUUGCUUUGGAACUGUGAUAAACCAGAGAGCUUAUUUGAGUGUUUGAUCUCUCCUAUCAAACAAGAUGAAUUUUUCAGGGAAUAUUGGGAGCAGAAGCCACUGCUGCUUCAGAGAGAUGACCCCUCUGUGGCAUUGUACCAUCAGUCUCUCUUUCAGUUAACCGACUUGGAAGACAUAGUCAAACAGGGUUUAUAUUAUGGAAGGGACGUUAAUGUCUGCAGAUGCGUGAAUGGGAAAAAAAGGGUUUUUAACCAGGAUGGUAAAGUCAACUACGCACAACUGAAGAAAGAUUUUGACCAGAAAAAAGCUACAAUACAGUUUCACCAGCCCCAGAGAUAUAAGGAUGAGCUUUGGAGGAUCCAGGAGAAAUUGGAAUGCUACUUCGGCUCAUUGGUUGGAUCAAAUAUUUACAUUACCCCUCCAGGGUCCCAAGGCCUGCCUCCACACUAUGAUGAUGUUGAGGUGUUUAUCUUACAGCUUGAAGGAGAGAAGCACUGGCGACUGUACCAGCCGACCAUAUAUCUAGCUCAGGAAUACAAUGCUGAACCUGAGGAGAAAAUUGGGAUGCCAACGCAUGACUUCUUAUUAAAGCCAGGAGACUUGCUAUAUUUUCCAAGAGGUACCAUUCAUCAAGCCGACACACCUCCUGGAGUAUCUCAUUCUACCCAUGUGACCAUCAGUACUUAUCAGAACAACUCUUGGAGAGAUUUCUUGUUGGAUGUGGUUCCUGAACUUGUUUUGGAUGCAGCAAAAGAAGAUGUUGCGUUUCGGAAGAGCAUUCCACGGCAAUUGUUGAUGAAGGUAGAUUUGUCUGAUUCAUCCAGGCAAUUAAGUGGCUUCCUGAGAUGCCUCGCUGACCGUCUGGAUAAUGGCAGAGAACUGAGGUCCUCCGACCUGAAAAAAGAUUUUAUUAUGAACAGAUUACCUCCUUUCUUGGGCUCCAGCUUUGAUUCUCUGGCACCAGUUGGAGCACUACCAAAAGUAGGCAGCACAAUCAGGUUACGGUUUAAAGACUACACCGUAAUUACAGUCGAACCAGAACAAGGCCAUUUGGAUGCUUCGCUCAAAGAAAUGGUUUUUGUGUAUCACUCUUUAAAGAACAAGAGGCAAACCCAUAUGAUGGGGGAUGAGAAUAUGAAUGAAGAAGAAAUGGCAGAGACUCAUGGGUUACGAUUUCCUCUCUCCCAUAUGGAUGCACUGAAACAAAUUUGGAGCUCUGAUACUGUCUGUGUUGAGGCACUGAAUCUUACUUCAGAAGCAGAAAAAGAGAACUUGGUGAUAUCGUUGUGGAGUGAAUACCUCAUUGAAGUAAUCUAAAGGCACCAUCCAGCCAAAAUUAAGCAGUCUUGCACAUGCCCUGGAUUUUAGAGGAUGAGUCAAGCAUGUAAGGAAAUCUCUGCAAUACGAUAGAAGGAACUUAAGGCAUACACCAGUCAAAGUUAAAAGUGUUGCUUCUAUGCAGGAAAAGCAAAAAGUUGUCUCAUGUAUAGGAAGACUUUUCUUACAUAGUUCAUGUACUUGUAGUAAGAUAUUUGAUUGUGUUCUAACAUUCAACGUAUUCUCAGGACCUAUUUUCUUGACUGCCCUAUAAAACCACAUGCAUC
This is a messenger RNA of Elgaria multicarinata webbii, 1774 nucleotides long. RefSeq names its product ribosomal oxygenase 2 (gene RIOX2). The transcript is spliced from 10 exons. Gene Ontology annotation, molecular function: histone H3K36 demethylase activity; histone H3K4 demethylase activity. Gene Ontology annotation, cellular component: nucleolus. The record is from RefSeq and is a predicted model, not a curated record. NCBI's taxonomy places the organism in Eukaryota, Metazoa, Chordata, Lepidosauria, Squamata, Anguidae. Bases 84 to 1487 code for a protein of 467 amino acids.